Messenger RNA from Impatiens glandulifera, 1376 nucleotides. RefSeq names its product aromatic aminotransferase ISS1-like. Gene Ontology annotation, biological process: biosynthetic process. The record is from RefSeq and is a predicted model, not a curated record. Bases 110 to 1294 code for a protein of 394 amino acids. Gene Ontology annotation, molecular function: catalytic activity; pyridoxal phosphate binding. The transcript is spliced from 9 exons. Lineage: Eukaryota; Viridiplantae; Streptophyta; Magnoliopsida; Ericales; Balsaminaceae.
UUUGGAAUUUCUUGAAAGCAGAAAACUCUCCCCUUUUCUGCAUCCGUAGAGUUCUUCUCAAGCUUGAGUUUGUUUGUAGAGACAGAGAGAGAGAGAGAGAGAAAGGAAGAUGGGUUCAUACGGAAUGCUAUCGAUGAGGGCUAUAUCGACCAAUCCACCGGUCAUGGUUCAGAUACAGGAAGUGAUCAGAGGUGCUAAGGAUGCUGUUUCUCUAGCUCAGGGUGUAGUGUUUUGGCAACCGCCAAAAGAAGCAUUAGAUAAGGUAAAAGAACUGGUUUGGGAGCCUUCGAUUAGUUGCUAUGGUGCAGAUGAAGGGUUACCUGAGCUGAGGGAAGCAUUAAUCACCAAGCUGAGGCGAGAAAAUAAUUUGCACAACUCCUCUGUAAUGGUUACUGCAGGUGCAAAUCAGGCUUUUGUGAACAUAGUUCUUACAUUAUGCGAUGCCGGAGAUUCUGUGGUCAUGUUUGCUCCCUACUAUUUCAAUGCGUAUAUGUCGUUUCAAAUGACCGGUGUUACUAACAUCAUUGUUGGCCCUGGUGAUCCCAAGACACUUUACCCUGAUGCAGAGUGGUUAAGAAAGACUUUAAAGGAAACUAAGCCGACGCCAAAGCUAGUUACAGUUGUGAAUCCUGGCAAUCCAUCUGGAACCUACAUUCCUGACCCUCUUCUAAGGAAUAUCGCUGAUAUCUGCAAAGAUGCUGGAUGCUGGCUUGUCGUGGACAAUACAUACGAGUACUUCAUGUAUGACGGUCUGAAACACACCUGUGUGGAGGGAAAUCAUAUCGUCAAUAUUUUCUCAUUCUCUAAAGCUUAUGGAAUGAUGGGUUGGCGAGUUGGAUAUAUAGCCUACCCGUCGGAAGUAGGUGGUUUUGGAGAACAACUUUUAAAAAUCCAAGACAGCAUCCCAAUUUGUGCUGCUAUAAUCUCACAACGACUGGCCCUUUUCGCGUUGGAGAUGGGACCUGGAUGGGUAACUGAUCAGGUAAAGACCCUGGUCAGAAACCGGGAGAUUGUUCUUAAAGCAUUGUCUCCGUUGGGUGAUGAUGCUGUAAGAGGUGGAGAAGGUGCUAUUUACCUAUGGGCAAAGCUUCCAGACAGCAAAGUUGAUGAUUUUGAGGUGGUUCGUUGGCUGGCGAGGAAACAUGGGGUGGUGGUUAUCCCAGGAAGUGCAUGCGGAUGCCCUGGACAUGUUAGGAUAUCGUUUGGAGGAUUAGUAGAGGAAGAAACUGUCAUUGCUGCUGCUCGGCUCAGAAAAGGGCUCGAAGAACUGGUAAAGUCCGGAAUAGUAGACUAGAAUUGAUCAUCCCAUUGAAAACAUUUCAAGAAUUGCUUAAAUGUUUCAUGUCAUCAAUACAAAUUACAAACCUUAUGUUAUA